Toxoplasma gondii ME49 is the source of this 989-nucleotide messenger RNA. RefSeq lists its product as hypothetical. The transcript is spliced from 3 exons. The record is from RefSeq and is a predicted model, not a curated record. Lineage: Eukaryota; Apicomplexa; Conoidasida; Eucoccidiorida; Sarcocystidae. Gene Ontology annotation, molecular function: ribonuclease P RNA binding. Gene Ontology annotation, biological process: tRNA 5'-leader removal. The coding region runs from base 515 to 928 and encodes 137 amino acids. Gene Ontology annotation, cellular component: ribonuclease P complex.
CAUUCUGACGUCUGUCCUGCGCUUUUCUUCCUUUCUUUCAAGUGCUUCUUUUUCGAGGUCCGUGACUUCCAUAGAAAGGAACAGUUUCUGUCCCAGCUCGCACUCGACCCUGCUUUUCGCCCUUCGCUGUCGCCUCUACCUCGAGGUGUUACUUUCAUCUUCUCGAAAGUUCGUCCUUUUCCGUCAAUGUUCGCAGUUGUUCUCUUCUCUUCUCUACGCGAGUGCUCAGUUAUCUUUCAAACGCCUUGCGUGUCCAGCGGGCAGACCUCUGGAGAAGGUCUUCACCGAAGAGCUUGUGUCGCCAGAGCAAACAUGCGUCCUUCUGGGUUCGCGUGUGUCUCUCUGGCUGCUCGUCCAGCGGUGUAACUGGGACCUCUCUGGAGCUGGUUUCCACUUUUUCGAGCGAGAGCAGCCGGGAGAAGAGACGAAGACGGCGAAGCGAGGGAAAGAGAAGCACAGGAAGAGAACUUCAGAGUCGAGGGAAAAAGAUUCAGAGAAAUAGGAGACCGAGACGAUGGUUCGCCAGAAGAGUCGUUGGGUGAUAGGGUCGGUUGUGUGGAAAGAAGACGUUGAAAAAAACCGCAGAGUCUUUUUAUCUCCAUCUAAUCUGCAAGAAGCUCUGCGAGCAGCUGUGGCGGAAUGCUGGGGCGCCCUCGGGACUGCGUACUUGGCCUCUUCGCUCCGCGUCGCCCACGUUGGUCAAGGCGACGGGCCUUGCCCUCUGUUUGUCCUGCAAGUUGAAAGGGCAUACUGUCAAGAACUUCUCGCAGUGCUGAAGGCGAUUCGCGAGCUAGGCAACCAGCGGUGCCUCAUUUCCGUGGUGCAUGUGGGAGGCACUUUGCGCAGUGGUAGGCGUGAAUUAGAAGAGCUGAUCAAGUCUGUCUUUCUAAAGCAGCUUGAACAGGUGCAAGCGUCAUGCAAACCUUGAGUUGUUUCUCUUAGGGAAUUCUGAACGGAAAAAACUAUGCGUUUGACCGUGAAACCCCGGG